Messenger RNA from Mycena citricolor, 2973 nucleotides. Lineage: Eukaryota; Fungi; Basidiomycota; Agaricomycetes; Agaricales; Mycenaceae. The record is from the annotation of a GenBank genome assembly.
AUGUACACCACCGAAUACAUUGGGAAGAAGCCUGAGAAGUUCGUCAGCCUUGACUGGAUCGACAUUGAUGACCUCAAGUCCUUCCUUGGCGCACAGGCUCAUCCGACGCCUGCUACUGUCAAUAUACCACUGCCUGCAUCUCCGCUUCCCAAUCCAUAUGGAGCUCCCAUGGUCGAGGAAGGCAGGGCGUCUGUCAUGGACAGAGAGAAUCUGAAUGCUCUGAGUGUUGACUUUCAAGUCAUCCGGUCACUGCUGCCUCCAUCUCCCACCUCCCAUGACGCAUCCUCGAUGGCCGUUGCUAGUGAUGAUGAGAUGACGGACUCGGAGCUCGACAACAAUGAUCCUGAAGCAGGAUGGGUCCCAUCCGACACCAAAUGGCUUGAUCGCAACCUGACCUCUGAUUCUUGGACCAACACACACAAAGUCAUGGCAAAGCUGACUGUCGAACGUAUAGAACGUCUAACGGGGAUCCCAUCGAUAUGGCCUGUGCCCGAGAAACUGACUGCAUUUCUCAUCGACCGAACGAAGCUGAUGGAGAGUGGGGAGGAGCUCAAGGAUGGGGACGGCAAUCUUCGCACCAUUGAUGCUCUCAUCAAAAACAAGGACCAGGAUUCUUGGGCCAGCAACACGGGCAAGGGAGACACAUCCCCCAUGGUUGUUUAUACUCCUGGCGGGAAGCCAAUUGAGAGCCGCCGUGCACGACUGGAUUGCAAAGUCCAAGGCGGUUUUGCCUGCAGGAAUGUGAAUCCGGUUCUGAUGGAGGGUGAACGCCGUGGCAUGAGCACUGAGUCUCGCGAUGCCAUCCGACGUGCUCAGGGACACGAUCGACAGAAUGCCGGAUCUUCCGCUGAAGCACUAGCUAUUGAGUCCCCUGGCCAUCCCGAUGCAACGUAUGCUGUGGUCUGCACUCAUGCUGGGACCAAGAAGGAUCACAUGUACUUCGCUCUUCCGAGCGAAAUUGACCCCAAAAUCUUUGCCCGUGUAUUUGCCCGAUGCACCGUGUCCGCUGAGGAUAUCCCUUCCUGCGCCACCAUUGUUUCACCAUCUACUGGCCGUAAGGGCAAGUGCAAUCCCAGCAUCCGACUCGCUCUUGUUUACAACCAUGCAGAACAUGCUCACAGCCAUCCGAUGCCGGUGUUUCGAAAACUCGAUUACGAAACAAAGGCUGUCUUCAAGGGCUGCAUCAAGGCAUUUGGAGUUGUUGGUGCCACUGUGCCCAAGGUUGAUCUUGGCAAGUUGUUUUCUGUUUGUUCAUUCUCCUUCAUUCAUCCCAUUUUCUUCAGCGGCUUCUACAAACUCAAGCUGAACGGUCUGACCCCUGGCAAAUUCUCAACUGCACUCAACUCAAAUACAACAAAGCGCAAAAUCAUCCGCGAGACCAAACUGGAGGAAUUCCCAGAUGGAGUUGAUCUGAAAGGCGCGUCGGACCUUACGUAUUCCAGACUCCUGGGGGAUAUCAAAGAUCUGGAGGUCACUGUGAAUGAUGCAGUAACUGGCCGUGCAUAUACUAUUGCUCAUUUAUAUAUGAACGGCAAGGACACUGAAGACAUGGAGACGGCAACGGAUCUCCUUCAGGAAACAAAGGUGGAACUCACUGGGAAGCCGUUCGCAUUCAAAGUAUUUCACAAGGGCGGAAAUCUCAUUGCCUUGAAUUCGGAUAUGGAUGUGGCGCAAGUGAUUGGCGCUGUUCAUUCCUUUUUGAAGCGGAGCGAUCCUGUCCAUAGCAGUGUCAGUCGUGAUACAUCACCGUCUCAGGUUGCUCCGUAUUGUGUGAAAUUGUGUCACACUCAUUUUAAACGAGCAAUCCUCAACUUUGCUCCACUCGUUGAUACCAAAGAUUACAAGCGAUUGCUGGGGGUUGUUGAUCUUAAGAGCAGGCAGGCAAUCGACGAGUUCACACAGUUUGUGGCGAGUCUCGGUAUCCCCAAAAUCUCCAACUGGUGGAAACACAAAAUCGAUAGUGACUGGAUCUUGCCCUGCGUCAUCAAGUCGCAGUCGCUCAUUCCUGCAGAUGAUUGGGAUCAAGCAGACAAGACAACAAAUCUCAACGAGGCUCAGCAUGCCUGGACAAAAGCUCGGACCGGAAUCAAGUUGUCUCUUGUCGAAGGAAUGGAAAGCGCUCGCAAGCUUGACUCGCAGGUCGUUCGCGAACGUGCUGUUGCGUUGAGCUCUGGCGUUGAUGUCAAUCCCAACAAUGGUUCGUACCAGCGGCGCGCCCGAAAUACGACCCGGAGGGCGAAUGCUGCCGCCAAAGCCCAUGUGAACAAAUCUGAAGGAAAGAACUCUGGCAAGAAGGCCGGCAAGAAGAGAGGCGGGGGUGGAGAACAGCUCCGUAAAUCGGCGGGAACCGCUCUCUCGAACACGGAGACGAUGAUCGUUUCCUCGAGCUCUAGUGGUCGCGUCAAGACUCGAAUUGUCCCUGCAAAACGGCUUCCUCCCACCGAAACAACUCCGGCAAUCAAACCUGUGUCUGUAGUGACCGCUCAGGGAACUGUUCAUCUGGGUGACGAUUUGCUCCUGACUGGAGAACCAUCUGGUUCGCCGAUCGAUUACUCCGUGGAUUUCAAUCCUGCUUUCACUCCCGUUACACUCUCGGACGAGGAGGUGAACUCAAUGAUCAGCUUCGGGAAUUUUUCUGUGCCAGAUCUUACCUCCAUGUUGCCGAUGUUUCCCUGUGAUUAUGAUGCUACUGAACCCGUGACAUUGGACGAAUAUGGCAUGCCGCCACUUCCGACAUUCUACGGACAGCCAGCUUCACCCCUUUUGAUCGAUCCUGAGCGCCGUCUCCCUUCUCCACCGCGCUCUCCGUCUCCGACGGCUGCAGUCUCGGAACAGACUACAGAAUCCUCUCGACCGGUCAGCUCACCCGGUGGGAGGACAAUGGGGUCUCGAAAGCGAAAGAUUCCUCAGCCUGCAGAGCCUUCUCGUGCGUCAAAAAGGCAGCGGAAAGCAGUCGAGCGGCUGAAUUUGUAA